Messenger RNA from Cucurbita pepo subsp. pepo (vegetable marrow), 1974 nucleotides. Its product is annotated as Peptidase S41 family protein. The record is from RefSeq and is a predicted model, not a curated record. Gene Ontology annotation, biological process: proteolysis. Gene Ontology annotation, molecular function: endopeptidase activity; serine-type peptidase activity; protein binding. Lineage: Eukaryota; Viridiplantae; Streptophyta; Magnoliopsida; Cucurbitales; Cucurbitaceae.
UCCAAGCGGAGCUCUUCCGGAAACGAACAGAGCGUUGCAGGAGAUGACGAAUGUCAUCUUCUUCUUCAAAUCCUUCUCUUCCUUACAUUUCCAGUUCCCCUCUCUGGUUCCCAAGCCUCCGCCAUUUCUGAGCUUCCUCAGCUUGCAGAAGAAAAGCUCCAGCAAUUCCCUCAACUCGGUUGACAAAACACUAAUCGGAGCUCUAUCCGGAGUCCUUUCGUUCGGCCUUCUUUUCCAUUCCCCCUUAUCUGUUGCGUUGGAUUAUUCGUCUGUGGAAAUCUUCUCAUUAUCGGCUGAUUCUUCGCCGUCCGAUUCAUCUGCGUCUUGUGUUGAAGACGAGCUACCUGACUUUGGGAACUCUGAGACGGUGUCUCCGCCGGUAACUAACGAGGAUAUUGUGCAAGAGGCUUGGGAAAUUGUAAAUGAUAGUUUUCUAGAUGCUGGUCACCAUCGCUGGUCGCCUGAAGCUUGGAAGCAAAGGCAAGAAGACAUUAUGAAUAUGUCAAUUCAAACUCGGUCAAAGGCUCAUAAUAUCAUCCGAAGAAUGCUGGCAAGCUUGGGCGAUCCUUAUACACGUUUUCUUCCCCCUGCUGAGUUCUCCAAAAUGGCGAGGUAUGACAUGACUGGUAUUGGAAUAAACCUUAGGGAAGUUCCAGAUGAUAGUGGAGGCAUGAAAAUAAAGGUACUAGGACUCUUAUUAGAUGGUCCUGCACAUUUGGCUGGCAUUAGACAGGGUGAUGAAGUUUUAGCUGUUAAUGGAGUGGAUGCGAGAGGGAAAUCAGCAUUUGAAGUAUCUUCAUUACUACAAGGCCCUAAUGAAACACAAGUGACUGUUAAGGUCAAACAUGGUAACUGUGGACCAGAAGAAAGUAUUCAAGUCCAAAGGCAGGUUCUUGUUCGAUCCCCAGUCUUUUAUCGCCUUGAGCAAAUUGAUGCUGCCUCUUCUGUUGGGUACGUUCGCCUAAAGGAAUUCAAUGCAUUGGCUAAAAAGGACUUGGUUACAGCAAUGAAGCGUCUUGAGGCCAUGGGCGCUUCAUAUUUCAUUUUGGAUCUCAGAGAUAAUCUUGGUGGACUGGUACAGGCUGGAAUAGAAAUUGCAAAGCUAUUUCUAAAUGAAGGAAGCACGGUGAUCUAUACAGUUGGAAGAGAUCCCCAAUACCAAAAAACUGUUGUUGCAGACACUGGACCAUUAGUUACAGCUCCAGUCGUGGUUCUUGUGAACAAAAAAACUGCAAGUGCAAGUGAAAUUGUUGCUUCCUCGCUGCAUGAUAAUUGUAGAGCUGUUCUUGUGGGAGAAAGGACUUAUGGCAAGGGUUUGAUUCAGUCUGUUUUCGAACUUCACGACCGAUCUGGUGUCGCAGUCACCGUUGGGAAGUAUGUUACCCCAAAUCACAAAGAUAUAAAUGGAAACGGAAUCGAACCCGACUUCCAAAACUUCCCAGCAUGGACUGAUGUCACUAAACGUCUUUCACAGUGCUCCAUCCUUCAUCAAGGAUAACCCAGGUUACCCCGGGCGCUCUCGGUCUUCAUUCACUCGCCUUUUUACUGCUCCUCCCUCUUUAGAGUGUCUUGUUCUGAGAUCUCUAGAUUUGCAGCUCAAUUUUCCGAAAGCUCAGGGCAUGAAAGUGGAUCAAAAUCAGUUUAUCUCAGUGUAGAUUCACUGAGAGGUGCAGACAAGAACCAUGGAGAAGUUUUGCAUCUAAUAAGCCCCUCUCUUAAGCAAUUAGAGGCCAUAAGAAUACUUUUUUUGUGAUUGUUUUUAAGAAAACUUGAAUCUUCUUGUUUGCUUGUUGUAAAUGGUUAGUAGUGACAAUGGUCAAACGUUCUUGAACAUCAGAUUGUUUGAGAAUUCGUUAGCUUGAAGAAACGUGCCAUUAUAUACUUUCUUUCAGUCAGAAACGGCUCAUUCAUUCUGGCAAUAAACCAUUUUGCUUGGUUUAUACUCUUUGGAUGUGAUAAAGAAACUCUUAUUCA